Molecule: messenger RNA, 672 nt
Organism: Oikopleura dioica
Lineage: Eukaryota; Metazoa; Chordata; Appendicularia; Copelata; Oikopleuridae
Source: the annotation of a GenBank genome assembly
AUGAGCAACUGGGACGACGCAGAGUUCAAUGCCGAGUUCGAUCCGAACAAGGAUUAUUCCGUUCAGGUUCAGAAAAAUGACGGAGGACUCUCCUCGACUCAGAGAGCCCUUCAAAAAAUCGCUGAAUCAGAAGAAAUAGGAGCCCAAACUGCGAGUGAAUUAUACAGACAAAGAGAAGUUUUGGAAAGGACGAAAGGGCGCCUAGAAGAGUCCGAGUCUCACCUGCGCGAAUCUGAAGGUCAUCUCAAAUCAAUAAAAUCUUUCUGGGGUCAGACGAUGCAAAACUGGUUCGGAAAGAAACCAAAAGGUGAUGCAAGCAGCUCUCCGUCCAAGAAGUCAUCGAGUCCAGCGAAGGCAACGGCUGCCUCUUCAGUUUCUAGCUCGAACCCUAGCUCGCUUGGCCAGUCAAGCGGCAUGUCUUCGUCUUCUAGCGCCGAUCACAUGAGUAGAUUGGCCAACAAGAAGGCUCCAAGUACAAGAGAACAACAGAUUGAGCAAAAUCUUACCGAUAUGUCAUCUGGUCUAUCGCGUCUGAAAAACCUCGGUUUGACGCUUCAAACUGAAAUCGACGCCCAAGACGAGCUCAUUGACGAUGUUGAUUUGGCGAUUCAAAGAAACAACUUGAAAACACAGAGUAUGAACAAGCAGAUGAACAAGAUGCUCAAAAAAUAG